UUCCCAUCAUCCCCUCAUCUACUUCCGUGUGUGAUGAGUGAUAUUUCACUGGCGACAACUCUGCGACGAAACACAGAAAAAUCCGAAUGGAAAAUCUAAAAAUGACUGGAAAUUCUACGUGAUAAGAUUGUAGUUUGAGAAAAACAUUAAUAUUGAGAAGUUCCUGGGCACAUUAGCCAUCAUGUCGAGCGCUGGAAGCCAAGGACAGAAGGCAGAAUACUUGGUCGGAGGGGGCAAAUACAAGCUCGUUCGGAAAAUUGGAAGUGGAUCAUUCGGCGAUAUUUAUUUAGGAAUCAACGUUGGCAAUGGCGAAGAAAUUGCAGUCAAAAUGGAGUCAGCGAAGGCAAGACAUCCACAGCUCAAUUAUGAAGGAAAGGUGUAUAGAAUAUUACAAGGAGGUGUUGGUAUACCGAAGGUUAGGUGGUAUGGGUCAGAAAAAGACUACAAUGUAUUAGUGAUGGAGCUACUAGGACCUAGCUUGGAAGACUUAUUCAACUUUUGUGAUCGCCAGUUCUCAAUGAAAACUGUUUUGAUGCUUGCAGAUCAGAUGCUUGGAAGAAUUGAGUAUGUACACAAUAAGAAUUUCAUCCACCGAGACAUCAAACCCGAUAAUUUCCUUAUGGGUAUCGGUAGACAUUGCAAUCAGGUUUUCAUCAUCGACUUUGGCUUGGCAAAGAAGUACAGAGACAGCAGAUCAAGACAGCAUAUACCUUACAAGGACGACAAAAACCUAACGGGAACGGCCAGAUACGCCAGUAUCAACGCUCACCAGGGUAUAGAGCAAGCGCGGAGAGAUGAUCUGGAAUCACUCGGCUACGUCAUGAUGUACUUCAAUAGGAGAAGUCUACCGUGGCAGGGUCUGAAGGCUGCCACCAAGAAGCAGAAGUAUGAGAAGAUCAGUGAGAAGAAGAUGUCAACGUCACCGGAAACACUCUGCAAGAGCUUCCCUGCCGAAUUCGCUAUGUACCUGAAAUACUGCAAGAACAUGAAGUUCGAGGAAGCCCCGGACUACAUGUACCUGAGGCAGCUGUUCCGCAUCCUGUUCCGCACCCUCAACUAUCAAUAUGACUACGUCUUUGACUGGACGUUGCUCAAGCAGAAGGCAGCCAAUCAGGCGGCUGCCCUCAACAACACCAGCAAGGUGUCGGCCAAUCAGGGAGGGACGCUGAACAACCCCAGCAAAGUGUCGGGAAACCAGUUCACCCUCACGCAGACCCCGCACGACCAAAUGCAACAUGCAAACCAUCACUACCGCCACCUCCAAAGAAUGUCGGAGAGCAAGAAGAGUAAACCGUGAAGAGACAAACGUUCUCUAGCUACUUAAUCCUGAUCAAGAGAGUGAGAGAGAGAGAGAGAUAGAGAGAGAGUGAGAGAGGAUAGAUGAGAGUUGCACGAGACAUAACUUUGUUAUAGUAUAAAUGGAACAGACACAAUCCAUCAUCCCUGCAUGUUUCAUGAACACUAUAGGCCGCUGAGACGUGUGUUCACCUGAACGAUCAUAAAUGUUUGUAUCUUGUCACAAACUGGAGAUAUUUUCUUCUUGUACAUACACCAAAGAGUUUUCCCGAGGGUCUUCAGGAAAUCGUUCUGCACGCCCUGGCAUUAUUGUGUCUAUCUUGUAAAUGUAGUUGGUGUCUAGCUAAUUAUUUAUUUCUAUCAUUGUGUUUUCUACAUAUUUUCUCUGCCUGAAGCAUGGAGAAUAUCGGCUGUUUGAAGGUUGAUGAAUUGUGUCUGCUCCAAGAACUGUUAUAUAGCCCUAUUUAAGGUUGUACCUGGCAAUUCAGUCUUCGCCACGUACCACGAAAGGCAAUACACAGCACUCAUCAUUGUUUUCUUUUCAUGUUCCUGUUUGGUUACCGAGAUCGAUGUAUUUGGUUAUCGGGAAGGCUGUCUAUCCUAUGUUCUGGUAGUAGGGGCUGCAAGUGCCAGCAUAAAGGCUAGAUAAAGUUCAUCACUUUUUAAAACAAAUUAUUCAACUAUGUUGAGAUAUUUGCAAGAUUCAAGAAAGUUUUUCUUUCAGGUCAAAGCAGGUUUCGGAUGUCAGAUUAAUUGAUACUUGGGGAUUUCUAAUUUGGCGCUGGUGCUGGUGUUAAAAGCACAAUCAGAUUGUUUAACACCAGAUGUGAGUUUUGAAAUAGAAAACUCAACACGUAUUAGAUCAAUCCCGACACCAGCUUCAUUUCUAGUUUGGUCCCUGCUCUUGUAAUGCUCAACCCAACCCUAACACAGAAAGGUCGACACCAAACUUAACAUCACCUAUUAUUGUAUGUUGCAUGGUUUAGCAUCAAAGCAAGGUUAAACACUGUCAUACAGAUUAGCAGUCAUAGGUUGGAGUAAUACAACAGAGCUAACACCUGUAGAUCUCUUAGGGCCCCGUCUUACAAAGAGAUGCGAUCGAUCCAAUUGAUCUUAGCUAUGGAAUUUCAUCACUGUCAUAAUUUUUCAUACAAGAAAUGUGAAAAGCCUCCCUUUGGAAAUAAUGAGGAACACGGAGAUAUGUCAAGAAAAUUGUAAAUGCAUGAGUAUUACUCAUAUAGAGUAUUUUCAACCGACAUGCAUUCCUAAGCUGACAUUACUUGCUCUCCAUAGCGUUGAUUGAUUGGAUCAAUCGCAAGUAUUUUAUUAAACGGGGCCCAGUUGAUGUAUCUGUACCUGCCUGUUUAUCUGUGAAGGUAUUAUAAAAAAAACACCCAAGUUUCACCUGCUAGAGGCUUUAAGCCAGUAAAGCCAGUCCAAAUUGAUCGGAGACCAAUCUUCAGGCUUUCACCAGAUUUCAGUUUCUGACAUCUUGAUUAUUCUGCAAUGGAGGUCCUUGUAACACCACCAGUCACGAUUCUCUACAACUCAACCUUUCCAACUGGUAUUCAUUGCAAUAUCACACCCUCCCAAUAGACUCUAAUUUCCCCAAUGACAAAGAAAAAAAUAUGAAAAUCAUACUAUUGGUGUUUAAGGCAUAACAACCGAUUAUUUUUGUUGUUGCUCUGUCCUCUAAGACAAAGUGUCGCCCGAUGAAAAUUUCCACCAGUAAAGAGUCACUGGUGGCAACCUUGCCAGGGUGUCAUAAUACAGGACAAACUCCCCCCCCUCCCCCCACACAUACACCACCACCCUGAACACUGUAAAAGUUAGAUUUUUAAUGGAGGCAGUACGUUACAAAACAACUUGGAGCCACUAAAAUUAGAAAAGUAGAAAAUGAAAUUAAUCUUCAGUAUACAACAUUAACCUUUCUUUGAUAUAUUCCCGUCUCAACACAUGUAUACCCAUUUACAUUUGCGGUCUGAAAUACUUUUCACUUUGAAAUGCCAAACUUUAUUAAUAUUGCCUGAUUUUGAAUAGUGAAUAGAUUAGGAUUUUUAACAUAUCUGACCUUACCCCCC
This is a messenger RNA of Lytechinus variegatus (green sea urchin), 3377 nucleotides long. Its product is annotated as casein kinase I-like. Gene Ontology annotation, molecular function: ATP binding; protein serine/threonine kinase activity. Lineage: Eukaryota; Metazoa; Echinodermata; Echinoidea; Temnopleuroida; Toxopneustidae. The transcript is spliced from 7 exons. Bases 182 to 1297 code for a protein of 371 amino acids. Gene Ontology annotation, biological process: peptidyl-serine phosphorylation; negative regulation of canonical Wnt signaling pathway; signal transduction. Gene Ontology annotation, cellular component: nucleus; cytoplasm. The record is from RefSeq and is a predicted model, not a curated record.